AUGGAUAAGCCUUUGUGGAUACUAAGCAAUAAAGGAGAUUUCACGGUAAAAUCUGCUUGGGAGCAUAGUAGUGGAGGGAUUGCAAUUGCAACAGCUGAUUAUCAAAUGGUGGCAAGCACAGUAACAGGGAGACUUAAACAUAUUUUUAAGGCAGCCCCUACUAUAAUCAUUUGGGAGCUGUGGAAAAGAAAAAAUAGCAUCAAGCAUGGAGAGAAUAAAUCCCUUGGAACAGUGAUAUUUCAGGUAUAUGCUACUAUUCAGAGAUUGGUGCAAAUUAGGAACCCUUCUUUUAAGGUGUUACCUAAUAAAUGGGAGGAUUUGCUCAAACUAAUAGAAGGAGGAACUGUAGAACUGAAGGUUACUAAGGUUAAUUGGAACUUCCCUCCCAUAGGGUGGAUCAUGUGUAAUACUGAUGGUGCAUCAAGAGGUAAUCCUGGGAGAAGUUCCUAUGGUUUUUGUCUGAGAAACUCAGCAGGUGAUUUGCUAUAUGCACAAGCAGAGGAGAUUGGGAUAACAACUAAUACUGAUGUUGAAGUAAUGGCUAUCUUGGAAGCUAUGAAGUAUUGUAGGUGUAAAGGAUUGAAUAAUAUCAUAAUGCAGAUAGAUUCUGAGAUGAUUUACAAAAUACUAGAGGAAGGAUGGAAACCAUCUUGGGGGAUUACUAUAUGGAUUGAGGAGAUCAAGCAACUGAGGGAAAUGAGAAAUUUUUUCUUCACCACGACCCACCCCGCACCAAAUUUAACUACGCAAACUAUUACCCGACGUACGCAUGUGCCUUAG
Lycium ferocissimum is the source of this 780-nucleotide messenger RNA. RefSeq lists its product as uncharacterized. The record is from RefSeq and is a predicted model, not a curated record. The coding region runs from base 1 to 780 and encodes 259 amino acids. Lineage: Eukaryota; Viridiplantae; Streptophyta; Magnoliopsida; Solanales; Solanaceae. The transcript has 2 exons. Gene Ontology annotation, molecular function: nucleic acid binding; RNA-DNA hybrid ribonuclease activity.